This is a messenger RNA of Cercopithifilaria johnstoni, 942 nucleotides long. Lineage: Eukaryota; Metazoa; Nematoda; Chromadorea; Rhabditida; Onchocercidae. The record is from the annotation of a GenBank genome assembly.
AUGUUACAGCCGGUUGAGCCGAGCGUGGAAGAUUUUGUGCGAGAACUAAAGGAAGCGGCUGAAACAGGGGUCGAUGGUAAUGUGAAGAAUUUACUGCAUAAAAUAAAUACAAAAUAUAAGGAGAAAUACGGUAAAAGCAAUUCAAUUCGAUAUCAAAGUGUCGAGCUGAAGGAUAAAUCCGAGUUUUUUUCCAACAUUCACUACGAGUGUGUGAAAGAUGCACUGGAAAUUUUCAAACAUGAUGAAUUAGUAGCAGAGCCGGGAAGCAAAUUCCAGUACACAACUCACGGAUUUACCUUACUCAGUGCAGCAUUAGAAAAAGCAGCCAAUAAAACCUAUGUGGAACAAAUAACAGAUUUAUUCAGGGAAUUAGGGAUGAGUCACUCAUACCUUGACCUCAAUUUUCCUCUCAUCUCUAAUCGAGCCAGAUAUUAUUAUCGUGAUCCGGAUCAUAAAUUAAGGAAUGUUCCGGAAGUAGACAAUUCAAGCAAAUGGGCUGGUGGCGGAUUGUUGUCCACUGUUACUGAUUUACUGAUUUUCGCUAAUGCAAUGCUGUAUAGUUAUCAUGCAGCUCAACAGUUAUCAAUCGAAAAUAAUGGAAUGAAGCCUUUGCUCGAUGCCGAAACCAUGAAAACAUUUUGGAAGGGUGAAAUUUCAGAUCAUCGAGGAAAUGUGUACGCUCUUGGUUGGUAUAAAAUCGAUGGAGAGGAUCAGAAAUAUGGAGGCUCAAGUGAUACCUGGCCACGAAGAGUUUUUUUGCACACUGGUGCUGGUGUGGGUGCGUCAUCUGUUCUCCUUAUCAAACCAGACCAUAAUUUUACCGGUACUGAUGGAACUUGCGUUGCUAUUCUUACAAACUUGCAUGAAUGUGGCGAACUUACACAGUUAGCUAUGGAAAUUGUAGAAAUUUUCAGUUCGGCCACUUUCACCGAAACCUCAUAA